This is a messenger RNA of Nilaparvata lugens (brown planthopper), 3239 nucleotides long. RefSeq lists its product as uncharacterized. The record is from RefSeq and is a predicted model, not a curated record. NCBI's taxonomy places the organism in Eukaryota, Metazoa, Arthropoda, Insecta, Hemiptera, Delphacidae. The coding region runs from base 867 to 2855 and encodes 662 amino acids. The transcript has 3 exons.
UCCAAAUCAUUCCCGUUUUUCCGGUAUGUAAUCCACAAGUUGACAUGUUUUGAUGCGAACAAACAUAACCCUACUCUCUCUUAUUAUAUAGAUAGAUAUCGAAUAGUUCUAGAUAUUCUUCUGGAAUGAAUAGCUCAGUAGAUACGAGAGCACCUUUUCAUAUACGAAAUCAUUAGAUGAUAAAGUUUUAACGUCACCCUAAUCCACUCGUGACAUUUUAUCAUCAAGUAUCAGAACCGUAUCAGAAUUAUACAAUGACUGAUCUAUAUGGGAGGCCUUGAUUAUUAAGGCCGGUUGCAGAUGUACUACUAUGGCAUGUGGGACCGACAUACCACAGAACAAUACAACGCAGAGAGUCUUUCAAACUACAUUUGAGAAAACGCUCAUUAGUAUGAUUUUGGUAUAGAAGCUAGGGGAAGCGUCGUGCUUAAACCAGUGAUACCACAGUUGCAAGGAAAAUAAUCGCUACCACAGCGCGCAACGCCAUGUGGAAGUAUCAGGGCCAAUGCAUAUGCGCUGCGUUUGUGUUACCACAGAAGGGAAAUAGUAGCUCCCAUAUCCCACACGCGACAGUGGUUCGUCUGCAACCGGCCACACUUAUGCAAUGUAGCUCAAAUCAGUUUGAAAGUCAAGCAUGCGCAGUUCCUUCAACAGCUUGUCAGUUCACAUCUGUAAUUCAUCCAGAGUUCUAAAACUUAAUUUUAAAGAAGAAAAAAGACGUUUAGUGACAUCAAAAUGUAAAUUGCAAAACAUUCUACUUUACUUCACAUUUUCAAAAUUAAAAGUAUUUCAAUCAAGUUCAACUUGUAAUUGAAAGAAAUAUUUCACCGAAUGCUUUUGGUCAGAAACAAGCUGACUUGUAUGCGAUGAACGUUAUCAGUCAACGGAUCUACAGUGAUUCAACAUACAAAAGUAGAGUUGAAAGUGUAACAGCCCAAGAAAAUCUGCCUAAAGUCGAAAAAAUCCUCAUUGAUUUAAGAAAAGAGUCAUCUGAAAUGGAUCAACUCUCUCAAGAAGCACCAAUAAGUGGUGAUUUAUUAUCUAGCAAGCAUGAUUGCUGUGAUAUUCUAGAAAAAAUAAACACUUCAACAAGUAAUUGCGGAUCAAAACAUUCACCCGUUGCAGACAGCGCAAUAGAUAUUUACGAAUCUUGCCAAUCUUUUUACAAUUCAUCAGUUAGCAGUGAUUUGGCCACUGAAUGUAUCUAUCACGACAUUAUGAAACAACGAAACCUAUUGGCUAGCAAUACCCAAUCAGCCAAAUUAGCAAAUGAAAGUGAACUGGCAAUUGAUUCUGUUCCUCAACAUUUCGGCUUUCAGAGUACACCUAUUAGUAGUGGUGAUUUUUCAGCUGCCGCGAGUGUCCAUCAGGAUAAUGUUACUGAGCGACAUUUUCAAGAGAAUCAAGGACCUAAUGGUGAUACAGGGUCAAAAAAAUCUGACUCUUUCAGUCGCAAUUCAACAGUAGAUGAAGAGGUGGAAAUAGAACAGCCAUAUUUACCAAAACUAAGUUCUCAAAACAAACGUCAAGAUGAAAUGAACAACGUUGAGGGAAAUGGAAAAAUGAGAGAGGAUGAGAAACAAAAUUCGUCUGCUCAAGAUUCGUCGUCAAUCAUAGAUCGCGCUUAUGCGAGCAUCAUGUUUAGAUAUGGUGGAUUUAGGCACUUCAACCCUGAUCAGUUCAGUGGAAAUAUGUUUGGAAAAAGAGAUGUUUCAUAUGCUUGGAAUUAUAGAGAGGAUGACACAUCAUCACAUCUUACCAAGAGCGAUUCUAUCCGUAAUUUGCUUGAAGCUAUGCACGCUAUGGGCGUCAAAAUGGAAAUUUCAGAGGAUCAGCCGUCUCCAGAUUCAUCAGCACCACAAAAUUCUACGACUGGCCAGAACAAGUCUUUCUCAAGAGAUACCGGUAUUUCAGGAGCGAAUGAGCAUUCAGAAUUCAGGAAUCAGGCUUUUUCAAACAUUAAAUUCAACUCAAAUAAUUAUUCAACCGUGACUAAAUCUGAGAACACUUCAGAAAACGCAGAAAUGAGUGGAGAGCUGCAUCAAAAUAUACAAAAAUUACUUGUAAAUGAUCUCCAAACAAAUGGAUGUUUGAAUGAAGAAUCAGCCAAAGCUUUGAAUACAACAGUGAACGAAUUUUCACAAUGGAUAAAUAAGCUUGUUGCUGAAAACGAGAAGCUAAAAUCAUUAUUUGGACAGAAUCAAUCUGUUGAUACAACUCAAAACCAAGAACCACUUUUCUCAAGCGCCCCAUAUAGUCCUGAUAAUUUGAUGAAACUCAUGGUAAACUCUGAACGUACCAAGAAAGAGAAUCUAAAAGAAGGGAGAGAUCAGAAUUUAGAGAGAUCACUUCUUAGUGAUCUUCAAGCAAACGGAUGUUUAAAUAAGAAAUCUUGCUAUGCUUUAAGUAGUACAAUAAAAGAUUUCUCAGGAAAUAUUGAUGAGCUUGUAGAUGAAAAUAGGAAUAUGAAAAAAAUAAUUGGAAACGGCUCUCAAUUGACUCAGUGCUCUGAAAAUAAUCAGUUUGUUCAUGAUAUAAAGGUGAAACAUGCAACAGAAGAGGAAAUUUGUGAGCUUUUAAGAAAAUUUCCAAAUAGCACAUCGAUACAGGAAUUAUUCAGUUGUGAAGAUUCUGAAUGUAAAACAAUGGUGGUAGGUGAUUUUUCAGUGAGCUCGAAUCUGAAGACAUUGGUUAUUAGGAAAAAGGCUAAUGACGGGCAAGUCAAGUAUGUGCUCCUCGAACUUAGUCCAAACGUAACAGUAAAAACAACAUGUAAACCCGAUGAAUUUGAAGGAGAACCCUCAUUUACUGUGCAUCUGAUGACAUCACAUUACAAGUUUUCAUUAAGUUUAUAAUAAUCUUCACUGUUUUGAAAUCAUCUUCAAAACUCAGAAUGAUGGUUGCAACAGUAAUUUUCUUACAGAAAUUAUAAAUGUGGAACAAAUUCUAAUAAUAAAUUUGUUUACUGGUUCAUUUAAAAUUAAAAUUCUCAUCAUUUCUAAUAUAAUUAGAUCAUUGACUUUUUAAUUGUGGAUGAUGCCCAUGUAAGUUUUUAACGCCUGUGCGUUGAUAUGAAAGGUUGCUUGGAUGAUUGAUGAGAUGAUUAAACGUCCAUGACUACCAGCGGGAUUCGAACCCCUGAUCACGUAAUGCUGACAGAAUAAAGGUUCUAUGUCCCAGAUCACAAGACCAACCUGGCCAGCCAACUUCUAGAGAGUCUGGAAACUCGCUCACGAAAA